Messenger RNA from Entrophospora candida, 2586 nucleotides. Lineage: Eukaryota; Fungi; Glomeromycota; Glomeromycetes; Entrophosporales; Entrophosporaceae. The record is from the annotation of a GenBank genome assembly.
AUGUCUUCGGAUAAUCAUAACAAUGAUGGGUUUCCAUUUAUUCCAGUUGCAAGAGAUUCUGGAAGUCAUGAUUCACAUUUAUUAGAUAUACAAGAUAAUGAUAAUUCACAAACUCCAUCAUCACCGAUAGGAGGAGGAGGGAAAGGAGGAAAACCAAGAUCUCAACGUCCCAAGAAACAACGAGUAACUUAUAAAUCAAGCACUACACCAAGUGUAAAUGUUGUUGAAGAAACUGAAAAUAAUGGUGAUAAUGGAGAUCGAAAUGAAGAGGGAUCUGGUGAUGAAAGUGAUCGAGAGUAUACACUUAAAGAAAGACAAGAUAAAAUAAAUUAUACACAUCCAUUUGGAUUACCAUUGUGGAAACCAGCAUUAUAUAAAAAAUCUCGUUCAGUGAUUCGUAAUGCCAAUGAAGCAUUGCAUUCAGCUCCUUCAUCAGACUUGUAUCUUCGACCAGGAAAUAUUUUAUGGGCAAUAUUAUGUGGAUGGUGGCUAGCACUUAUUUCACUUGUUUUGUCAUUUAUUCUAUCGAUGAUGCCAUUUGGAGGAUCACAAUAUGCUCGUGUAUUACGUGAACUAAGUUGUUAUAUUUUGUGGCCUUUUGACAAGUAUGUAGAGAUAAUUGAGGAUGAGUUUCUUGAAGAGGAUGAUGGACAUGAUUAUGCGACUUUUGAAAAUAAUGAUGGGAUCAAUAGCAGUGAAAGUGAUAUUAAUCUUGAUGUUGGUGGUGGUCGUCGUCGUUAUCGUGAUAAUGAGGCAGCUGCGGGUGAAAGAAGACCAUUAUUGCCACAUACUCCUAGUUUUAUAGAAGUUCGUAGAAAAAAUCGAGAAAAAAAAAACUUAUUUAAUAAAGUGGGUGAAAUGGGCCCUGCUGGAUUGGUUUUCUGUUUUUUGUUUUAUUUAGUUAUUGCACCUCUGUUCUUGCUUGUUUCCGCAUUGUGUUGGUUGGCUGUAAUUCCCAUACCAAUGGCCAAGCUUACCUAUAUUCUAACAAGACAUCUGAGGAGACAUCCUCUCUCUUUAAACUUUAAAUCUGGUUCAACAACAUCAUCAUAUCAUUCAUUAAUUUUGUUAUGUACACAUGAUGCAAUUGGAUUUCAAUAUUACAAAUACACAUUCGAAGGAAUUAAUAUUAUUUUUAUUAAUCUUAUACCCUUGGUGUUUUUUGCAAUCAUAGAUGACUAUAUACUUCACGAAAUAUUAAAUUUAGAUUAUUUCUUCACAGAUCCCAAAUUUAUUUUCUCCAUUUCACUUGCAUCUGUGAUACCACUUUCAUAUUUUAUUGGAAUGGCUGUUGCUUCAAUCUCUGCACAAUCUUCAGCUGGUAUGGGUGCUGUGAUUAAUGCUACAUUUGGUAGUAUAAUUGAAAUAAUUUUGUAUGCGAUGGCUUUAAUCAGAGGUAAAGGCAAACUUACUGAAGGUAGUAUCAUUGGAAGUUUGAUGGCUGGUGUACUUUUAAUGCCUGGUGUUAGUAUGGUUAGUGGCGCUUUUAAACGUAAAGAACAAAAAUUUAAUGCAAAAAGUGCAGGUGUAACAUCUACUAUGCUUAUAAUGGCUAUUAUUGGUGCGCUUACACCAACUCUUUUCUAUCAAACCUAUGCACCGAAUGAUCAAUUCGGCGAUUGUCAACGAUGUGUUCAUCUCCAAGUAGAUCCGAUCACUACUCCAUUAUAUAAAAAUAAAGUAAAACCUUUAAUGUAUUUUUGCGCGUGUGUUUUAUCAUACCUCAUUGGUCUUUGGUUUACUUUAAGAACGCACGCAGCUUUAGUAUGGCAAACAGGACACCAUCACACAUUUGCGGAUCAAAAUACUCAAAAUAAUAGAAUGUCACUUUACAAAAAAAUCACUAAUACAUUAAUGCAAUCACUCCCUACCUAUAAUACUCAUCCUCAACAACAUCAACAGCAGCAGCAGCAACAUCAACAUCAACCACCAACACUUCAUCAUAGACCAAUGUCUGCAUUUGAUGCUGGUCAUCAUCAUCAUCAUUUAUCACCAGAAAAUAUAAAUAUUGCUCAAGUUGCUGCUAAUUUGGAUCAACUUAGAUUUGCAUAUGAUCCUGAAGAAGAAGAAGAGCCUGUUGGUCAUGAUUCUCCAAAUUGGAGUAAAUUAAAGAGUGGAAUUGUAUUGGUCAUUUGUACAAUACUUUAUUCUGCGGUAGCAGAGAUACUGGUGAGUAAUGUUGAAGUAGUGUUGAAAAAGGAUCCAGAUGAUAAAAUUAGUCAUGGUUAUGAAAAAUUAGUUGGAUUAACAUUGUUUGCAUUGGUUCCUAAUGUUACUGAAUUUGUUAACGCAAUGGCAUUUGCAUUAUAUGCGUAUGCAUUACAAGUAUGCUUAUUACAAAUUCCUGCAAUGGUAGCAUUUUCUGGUUGGUAUAAUCAUGGAAUAGGGGAUGAGGAACAAAAAGGACACACAUUCACAUUGGUAUUUCCAAGAUGGGAUGUAUUUGCUGUAGUGUUUUCAGUUUUCUUAUUAACUUAUACUUAUAUCGAAGGAAAAGCUAAUUAUUUCAAAGGUUCAAUUUUAAUUUUAUCAUAUUUAGUAUUAAUGGCAGGAUUUUUCUGUGCACCUAAACAUGAUAAUUAUUAA